Messenger RNA from Argentina anserina (silverweed cinquefoil), 2006 nucleotides. RefSeq names its product protein NUCLEAR FUSION DEFECTIVE 4-like. Gene Ontology annotation, cellular component: membrane. The transcript is spliced from 3 exons. Bases 125 to 1843 code for a protein of 572 amino acids. Lineage: Eukaryota; Viridiplantae; Streptophyta; Magnoliopsida; Rosales; Rosaceae. The record is from RefSeq and is a predicted model, not a curated record.
UUCAUACAAUUACAAACCCAUUAGCAUUAGCAGCGGGGGCAGCGUUAACAAACCGCCGCCGCCGCCGUCCCAGGAAAAGGGUCUCCGGCCUAUCAGUUAUUACAAGCUAGCAGUUCUCGUGUUCAUGGCGGGUCAGUCGAGGAAAUGGAUGAUUCUGGUGGCCACGAUUUGGAUUCAGGCAUUCACCGGAACCAACUUCGACUUCUCGUCCUACUCGUCGGUGUUGAAAUCCGUGCUGGGGAUUUCGCAAGUGCAGCUGAAUUACUUGGCCACUGCCUCCGAUUUGGGCAAGGUUUUCGGGUGGUCGUCCGGUUUGGCCUUGAUGUAUUUUCCUUUGUGGGUUGUGCUCUUCAUGGCUGCCUUCAUGGGGUUCGUCGGUUACGGCCUUCAAUGGCUCGUCAUCCGGCAAAUCAUCGUCUUGCCUUAUUUCGUGAUGUUUCUUCUGUGUUUGUUGGCUGGGUGUAGCAUCUGUUGGUUCAACACAGUAUGCUUCGUUCUUUGCAUUCGGAAUUUCCCAGCUAAUCAACCCUUAGCAAUAUCACUCACAGUGAGCUUUAAUGGUGUAAGUGCGGCCUUAUACAACCUCGCUGCAGAUGCAAUUGACUCCUCUUCCACUUCUUUAUUUCUCUUUUUGAAUGCUGUCAUUCCUCUUAUCACUUCUGUAGCAGCAUUGAUCCCAAUUCUCCGACAACCCUCUCUCGACCCCCUUCCACCUGAUGGAGUUCGUCGUGACUCCAUCAUUUUUCUCUUUUUGAAUAUCCUAGCUGUUCUAACUGGCAUUUACCUUCUUCUCUUUGGUUCAUCCUCUUUUGACACAGCAACUGCUCGCGUCUUCUUGGCUGGAGCCAUUUUCCUACUCAUUUUCCCUUUGUAUAUUCCUGGCAUUGUCUAUGCUAGGAACUGGUUUCUUCAUGCCGUUCAUUCUAACAUCCGCAUUGAAGGUUCAGGCUUCAUUCUUGUUGAUGUAGAUGAUCUCGAGCUACACAAAGAGCUCCUGACUCGUGAGCCUAGUAUCAAUGGGAAUGGAUCACUUUCUCACCUCUUGGUCUAUAAUGGUGCAUCCGCUGAAAGUUUGUCAUUUCGAAACAAGAAUGCGGAGUACACAGGGUGUUUUGGAACAAUUGUUGGAAAGAAUCAAUUGGCAAUGCUAGGAGAAGAGCACUCUGCGAGACUGCUUGUGAGAAGGUUGGAUUUUUGGCUGUACUACAUUGCAUACUUUUGUGGAGGUACCAUUGGUCUUGUUUACAGUAACAAUCUUGGACAGAUAGCUCAAUCACUAGGGCAGAGCUCCAAUACCACAACACUUGUGACUCUCUAUUCAUCGUUCUCAUUCUUCGGCCGGUUGCUAUCAGCUGUACCCGACUACAUACGAGCGAAGUUCUAUUUUGCGAGAACAGGAUGGCUAACCAUAGCACUUUUGCCAACCCCAGUUGCUUUCAUAUUGCUUGCUGGAUCAAGCGGUACCUUGGCUUUGCACACCGGCACUGCACUGAUCGGAAUGAGCUCCGGUUUCAUUUUUGCGGCUGCUGUUUCAAUUACUUCGGAGUUGUUCGGGCCUAACAGUGUAGGUGUCAAUCACAACAUUCUCAUUACAAACAUACCACUUGGUUCACUUGUUUAUGGUUUUCUAGCUGCAAUUGUUUACGAUGCCAAUGUAAGCACUGGCCUCAGCAUCAUAUCAGCUGACACAAUAGUAUGCAUGGGGAGGAACUGCUAUUUCCUAACAUUUGUGGGGUGGGCGUGCAUAUCUGUUUUAGGGCUAGCUUCAAGUGUGCUCUUAUUCUUAAGAACUAGACAUGCAUAUGACCAUUUUGAGCAUAAUCGUUCAACACAACUGUACUAGCUUAGAGUGUUGUUAGCUUACAGAUAACACAUUCCUUAGGUUACUAAAUUUUGAAGGGAGUGACAACAAGCUUUAUUUCUUAAGCUUUGAGAAAAAGUUUAAAUUUAACAAAAUCAAUGAAGCUGUAGUCCAUAUUCUUGUACUAAUGAUGAUACAAUAUAUA